Aspergillus pseudotamarii is the source of this 1044-nucleotide messenger RNA. Its product is annotated as cupin domain-containing protein. The record is from RefSeq and is a predicted model, not a curated record. Bases 1 to 1044 code for a protein of 347 amino acids. The transcript has 2 exons. NCBI's taxonomy places the organism in Eukaryota, Fungi, Ascomycota, Eurotiomycetes, Eurotiales, Aspergillaceae.
AUGGUUAUCUCGUGGACGAAACUCCCCCCUCCGUCGAGGGUUCCCUACGCGAUCCCUCAAUUGGAGGGGGAGCGUAUCACAAUUCCUGGCAGUAAGGGAGUAUUUCGCAUUCUGGCAUCUUCAAAGCAGACAAAUGGUUUAAUGGCCGUUUUCCAAAGUGGCGCAGUGCUGUCCGAUGCACCGGGAUUCCAUUACCACAACCACGCCCACGACGUAUUUUUAGUUACGAAAGGCUAUCUGAAGUUAUGGAAUGGAGAUAAAUGCCGCAUCAUGGGCCCAGGUGACUUUGCAUAUGUGCCGCCGACAGUCGUUCAUAAUCCCGAAAUGUUAGGUCCACAUACAGAAAUCUACGGCCUGAUCACUCCCGGUGACUGGGUUGAUUUCUUCCGACAUGUCUCUGAACCCUACGAAGGGCUACUUGUUCCCGAGAGUGACGACCGUGAUUUAAAGUCCCUGUUGAUACCCAAGGUUAUGGCUGCGAAGGAAAAGUUUGAUGUUGUUUUCCAACCAAACUACCAACCCCCAGAUGUAGGAGACUGGACAAAAGAUGAUGAACGUCUCCCGGACUCCUCGGAGCCGUUUUACCUACGUGCUAACACCGGCCCAAGGUGGAUGUUGGGGGGUGUUAUGUCUCGGCCAUUCAUCACAACGACCCAGAGUAACGGGGUGUGCGCAAUUUCAAGCAUUGAAUCAUCCAACGAGUAUGGCCCUUCACUACUAUCAAAGGAUAUGACGUUCCACGACGUGGAUCACUGCUUGUGUAUUCAAGAGGGAACCUUGGUCGUCCGUCUAAAGGGCUUACCGGAUGCCGUCUUCCGUGAAGGCGAGACGGUGGUCAUUCCAGCAGGUCAGACAUUUACCCUUGCUUUCAACAGCAGGUACGUGCGUGUCUGGUCUUUCACAGAUGGCAAUGGUAUUGAGAGCCUGGUGCAUCGGCUGGGGAAGCCAUUUGAAGGCGUUACUCUGCCUGAUACCGAGUUGGAAUGGGAUUCGACCCAGGUCGGAUCUGUUGCAAAAGAGCUCAAUGUGGAAAUCACCUUGUAA